GAGUAGCAGGAAGACUUCUGCUUACCUGUCAGCUGUUGUCAUUACUAAAUUCAUGUGUAGAAAUCUUGAAUUUGUCACUUGUUAGUUGGACCCCUGUCCUGACAGGAGGGAGUAUCUUGAGCUGUUUAUAGCAUUUGUGAGAGGAUGGACAGCCAGGGAAGGAAAGUGGUGGUCUGUGACAAUGGGACAGGGUUUGUGAAGUGUGGCUUUGCUGGAUCCAACUUCCCUGACCACAUCUUCCCUGCCAUGGUGGGUCGACCAAUCAUACGAUCGAGCACCAAAGUGGGCAACAUUGAGAUAAAGGACCUGAUGGUGGGGGACGAGGCCAGCGAGUGUCGCUCCAUGCUGGAGGUGUCCUACCCCAUGGAGAACGGUAUGGUGCGCUGUUGGGACGACAUGCUCCACCUGUGGGACUACACCUUCGGUGCCGACCGCCUGAACAUCGACCCAUCAGAAUGCAAGAUCCUGCUGACUGAACCACCCAUGAACCCAACCAAGAACCGGGAAAAGAUCGCAGAGGUCAUGUUUGAGAAGUACCAGUUCCACGGCAUCUAUGUGGCGAUUCAGGCGGUGCUCACUCUGUAUGCUCAGGGUUUGCUUACCGGUGUGGUCGUUGACUCAGGGGAUGGUGUCACCCACAUCUGUCCAGUGUACGAGGGCUUUUCAUUACCCCACCUCACACGCAGGCUGGACAUCGCUGGACGUGACAUCACACGCUACCUCAUCAAGCUCCUGCUGCUCCGCGGUUACGCCUUCAACCACUCAGCCGACUUUGAGACCGUGCGUAUGUUGAAGGAGAAGCUCUGCUACGUGGGAUACAACAUCGAUCAGGAGCAGCGGCUGGCGACGGAGACCACCUACCUGGUCGAGUCGUUCACUCUCCCUGAUGGCCGACAGGUGAAUGUGGGUGGAGAGAGGUUCGGGGCCCCUGAAGCCCUCUUCCAGCCCCACCUCAUCAACGUGGAGGGAGCGGGAGUGGCCGAGCUGCUGUUUAACACCAUCCAGGCUGCAGACAUUGACCUCAGGUCAGACUUCUAUAAGCACAUUGUUCUGUCAGGAGGCAGCACCAUGUAUCCCGGCCUUCCGUCCAGACUGGAGAGAGAGAUCAAGCAGCUCUACUUGGAGAGCGUGCUGGAUGGAGACACUCAGAAACUAUCAAAGUUUAAGAUUCGCAUCGAGGACCCUCCCAGACGUAAACAUAUGGUGUUCCUGGGUGGUGCCGUGCUGGCCAACAUCAUGAAGGACAAGGACUCCUUUUGGCUGAGUAGAGCGGAGUACCAAGAGAAAGGCCUGGGGGUGCUGCAGAAACUGGGAGGUGGAGUCAGAUGAAAAAAAAAAAAAAUCUUUUUAUCACCCAAAUAUUUCCGUUUUUUAUAUCAACUCACUUCUCACUUCUCACAGCCACAUGUGCUGGAUUAAUUGAUUCAUUAUUUUAGUCGUAGAUCAAGAAAAAUGCAAAAAGUAUUUUCUGGUUCCAGCUUCUCAAAUGUGUGGAUUGGCUGUUUUUUCUGUUUUAUAACACUGUAAUUUUCUGAUAUUUAUGGACAAAACAAUGGCUCAAUUAAUUGCAAGUUAACUAAUAUUAAAAAUAAUCCCUGUUACAGUGAAGUUGAAUCAAGACCCAUUUUUAUCACAGUACAUCCAUAUCAAAAUGUCCCAUAAAAUCUUGUUCAGUAUAAAGUCUCAUGAAUUUAUUCAUAUGUUCAUCACAACCCAAACAGCUGAUGGUAAAAUAUUGGUGAUCCAAGGACAAGGACACUGGCAGUUUGAGACAUUUUUGACACUUAAAUUGGGUCUUUAUUCAACCUCAUACCAGACCCAAAUUAUAAUAUUUAGGUGAAAUCUAAAUCAUGAGUUACAGCCAAUGAUACAGGACUUUUGGAGUGAAUCUAACCUCACAUUGCCUUGGACUUUCUUGAUGUAAACUGAUACUGGAACUAAUGAGAAUAAUGUUAGUAUAGGCUUGAAAACACCACUGACAUAGAAAAUGUAAAAUGUUUAAAAUGAAAAAUAAAGAUUAACCUGCCAAAAUAGAUACUAGAAACAAA
Seriola dumerili (greater amberjack) is the source of this 2048-nucleotide messenger RNA. Its product is annotated as actin-related protein 2-like. The record is from RefSeq and is a predicted model, not a curated record. Gene Ontology annotation, cellular component: Arp2/3 protein complex; actin cortical patch. Lineage: Eukaryota; Metazoa; Chordata; Actinopteri; Carangiformes; Carangidae. Gene Ontology annotation, biological process: Arp2/3 complex-mediated actin nucleation. The transcript has 9 exons. The coding region runs from base 145 to 1329 and encodes 394 amino acids. Gene Ontology annotation, molecular function: actin filament binding.